CACGCGUAAAGAGUUUCCAGAAGCGGGAUCCACGCGGCUAUGGACAGAAUGAUGAACUUGAACGGAAGCGCAGCGGACAUUUUUCACAAAACUCUCAGCGCAGUGUCCACCAAAAAGAUGGACCCUUUCAGGUCGUCGGCCGGUAUUGAACUCCCAGCCAGAGACCGUCAGUCGCCCAUCAGCUGCUUUGACCAGGCCGACCAGGACCCGAUCCAGCCAGGAGGACUGGCAGGAGGUAGAGGGGGAGCGCUCGGUCUGCCCACCGGAUCUUUGUGCGUCAAGUACGGCGAGAGCGCCAACAGGACAUCGGUGGCGGAGAGCAGCGGUGGAGAGAGUCCUGACGAUGACAGCGACGGCAGGUGCGACAUGGUGCUUUUGGCCGACGGGCGGACGGUGCCCGCGGGAAAAGGCGAAGGAGGUAAGAAAACCAAAGAGCAGAAAAUACUGAGGCUAAACAUCAAUGCCAGGGAGAGACGGCGGAUGCACGAUCUGAACGACGCGCUGGAUGAGCUCAGAGGGGUCAUCCCUUACGCGCACAGUCCGUCGGUGCGGAAACUCUCCAAAAUCGCCACUUUGCUGCUCGCGAAAAACUACAUCCUCAUGCAGGCACAGGCCCUGGAAGAAAUGAGACGGCUGGUGGCGUAUCUCAACCAGGGCCAGGCCAUCUCUGCUGCCUCCAUACCGGCCACCACUGCCCUCGCUAACCCCGGCCUGGGCGCAUUCGAUGGUCCGCCCGGAUACCCCUUUCCCCCUGGGGUGAGCGCGUCCUCCUGCCCCGAUAAAUGUGCCCUGUUCAACAACGCCAGCUCCAGCCUCUGCAAACAGUGCACUGACAAGCCUUAACUGCGGCUCCCACAGACUCACAAAGAAGCACAGGAGGGAAGACACACCACUUUUAAGAACACUUUUGGAGAGGAGAACCUGCGAGGCUGCUGUUGUCCAAGUCAGUAGGCUAGAGACAAAGAAGUAAAGCCGAUGAAUACUUUUAUAAUAUUUACUAAAUGCAUUCAAACGCGCUUUUUUUUUUGUUCAAACAAUACUUGAUUGUGUAUAUAAAUCAUCCUUAAAGUGCUGGUAUGAAUGACAGAAGACCAAACAGAAGUUCAGUAGGCCUGUGAGUGAGAGAGUUGUUGAUCACUUGCUCUGUUUGGACCUUUUUGGAGAUUUGGGUGACCUGACAACCUGCGACUUUUUCUCCUUCCAUCCUCACUUUCUGCUGCUUCUCCUUAAUUCAUUUCUUUGCAGUUUUUCUUUCAUUUACAUCAGAGACUCUUCGCUGUACUUCCUGGUGAAAGGCCUGUUUUUCAUGAACUUUUCGACUGAGCACGUGGAAUGUCAGAAGUUAAAUGAAACGGAUGAUUAAAUCAGAUCGAUCUUUAAGUGCGAGUUCAGACUCUUGGUGAGAGUUACGCACAGAUAUUAGAAGUCUUUUAUUGGGGCACUGUGAUACAAUACAAUUUAAGGAAAAUUUGAGAACCUGAAUCAAGGUUAAUCAGCUGAUUAGAUGUCUUUUGUAAUUUAUGAAUUUGGAUAUUUAUGUGGAAUAUUUCGCUUGCAUUGCACAUUGUAGUCUUUUUCUCAGUUGCUGUAUCUUUUGCGUUUUUUCUGCUCUCAUGAAAUGAUCGAGGUCUUCAGAUAAAUCGCGUUGUCAGGUCAAGCUGUGGAUUAUUUGUAGAUACUUUAGUUAUUAUAUGAGCAA
Molecule: messenger RNA, 1699 nt
Organism: Notolabrus celidotus (New Zealand spotty)
Lineage: Eukaryota; Metazoa; Chordata; Actinopteri; Labriformes; Labridae
Gene: bhlhe22
Product: basic helix-loop-helix family, member e22
Exons: 1
Coding region: 40-843 (267 amino acids)
Molecular function (GO): protein dimerization activity
Source: RefSeq, a predicted model, not a curated record